Molecule: messenger RNA, 1546 nt
Organism: Punica granatum (pomegranate)
Lineage: Eukaryota; Viridiplantae; Streptophyta; Magnoliopsida; Myrtales; Lythraceae
Source: RefSeq, a predicted model, not a curated record
UGCUUGUACGGCGGUUUCCCCCUCCCCUUCGUAUUCUAAAAUCUAUAAAAGUUCCCUAUUCUCUUCGUCUCCCACUCCGCACAGAGUUCCUUCCUUGGACCUGAAGUAUACUUCCCAUCCAUAAAUCUCAAAAUCCCCAUUGCCUCAGUGGUGCUCAUUGUUGAGAGUUCCCAUCAAUGGCGAGCGAACUUGCAGAGAGAGCGAAGGAAGCAUUCGUCGACGACGACUUCAACCUGGCCGUUGACCUCUACUCCCAGGCCAUUGACUUGGACCCCGGCAACGCUGAUCUCUUCGUCGACCGCGCUCAGGCCCAUAUCAAGCUCGGCAACUACCGCGAUGCUAUUUCUGAUGCUAGCAAGGCGAUCGAGUUGAGGCCUUCAAUGGCCAAGGCAUACUUUCGGAAAGGCUCCGCCUGUAUGAAGCUCGGAGAGUACCUUACUGCGAAGGCAGCCCUUGAACGAGGUGCUUCUCUCGCCCCGGAUGAUUCUAGAUUCACCGAAUUGCUUGACGAGUGUAAGAAGCAUACUGAAGAUGAGAUUAUUGAAAUCAAGACCCCUGGUUUCUUGCGAAGCGCGGCAGCUUCUGCUGUUGCUGACCAGUCGUUUAAUGCAAAAUCUGAAAGGCUUGAACAAUUGCAAAAUGGACGAAACAAAGCACCGGAGGUUAAUGCUGCUGCAACAGUCCAGCCAAGAUACAGGCAUGAAUUUUACCAGAAGCCAGAAGAAGUUGUUGUGACAAUCUUCGCAAAGUGCAUUGAACCAAAGGAUGUCACUAUUGAUUUUGGGGAGCAGAUUUUGAGUGUAUCCAUCAAUGUACCUGGUGAAGAAGCUUAUCAUCUUCAGCCUAGACUAUAUGGAAAGAUAAUUCCUGGAAAGUGCAGAUUCAAGAUGCUGAAGACUAAGAUCGAGAUACGCCUUGCCAAAACUGAACAGAUCCAUUGGAAGUCCCUCGAAUAUAGCAAGGAAGCUGCAGCUCCUCAACCAGUGAAUGUCUCGUCAGUCGGAUCAUGCAGACCUGUGUACCCAUCAUCAAAGAACAGGACAGCAGACUGGGACAAAUUGGAAGCCGAAGUUAAGAAAGAGGAAAAAGAGGAGAAGUUAGAUGGAGAUGCAGGUCUGAACAAGCUAUUCCGGGAUAUAUACCUAAACGCAGAUGAAGAUAUGAGGAGGGCUAUGACCAAAUCUUUCCUGGAGUCGAAUGGAACCGUUCUGUCCACCAACUGGAAGGAAGUGGGCGAAAAGAAAGUCGAGGGUAGCCCACCUGAUGGCAUGGAAUUGAAGAAGUGGGAGUAUUAACACGGUACAUGGAAGUGAUUACGGAUGUGAAUGCUGCUUUUGCUAAUUUUUUGAGCGUGAAAAUGUGAAUAUCGAUUCGAUGUGUUAUUGGGGAUGAUACUUGUGAAGCAGUUACCAGUAUCCACGAGUGUUUUGCCUAGAACUCUCAUUAAAUGGUUGUUGGUUACUCAAGAUGAGGUGAUGGCUUUCUUACUGCCAAGAACUCUCAUUAAACAAUUGCUAGUUAUUCGAGAUGAAGUGAUUACUUGCGA